Symbiodinium pilosum is the source of this 969-nucleotide messenger RNA. The record is from the annotation of a GenBank genome assembly. Lineage: Eukaryota; Dinophyceae; Suessiales; Symbiodiniaceae.
AUGUCCAUGCUGCGGCGCCUCAAGACCGAGGGCGUCUUCAAGGCACUUGUGCCGGACCACCAAGGCAUGCUGCGCAUCAACGUGCCCUUUGCGGGCAAGUUUGAGGAGCGCGAUCUUCUCGUAGGGUUCUUGCGGAAGGAGGUCUUAAACAAGCGCAGCGACAUUCUCUUCAUCCACAUCUAUGUCAGCGAUGUCCAGGACUUCUUCAGCGAGAUGACGGCUCCCUCCAAGGAUCCCAAUAUUUACAUUUCGUACGUUUCGCAGGAUGGCAGAAUUCCUCUGCCUCCCGCGCAGCUCCUACUCGGCAUGCACCCGGACUGCAGCAGCCGAUUCUUGACCGACUUUGGAGAGCCAUACCGUCGGUACUACUACUUGUGGCAGCAGAUCUUGUACCAGUCUGCUAUGAGCUGCACCCAGGUUGCCGUCUUUUGCAACCUGUGGCUUGAGGAGGCGAUUGAGGUGCAGAAUGUCACGCGACAUGCAGGCAUGAUGUCGUCCGCAGCCUUAAAGAAUGAGAUCUAUUAUGGCCAGACGGUGACCUCCCCCUUGACGGCGAACAAGCGAGACAGGAAGCCGUUCCACUACCUGGUCAUUGCUGAUCGAGCGCCUUUCAAGGUGGUGCCAAACAUCAUCACCAAUGAUGAAGACUACACUGGUCCGUAUCACAACUUUUGGACCCUUGGGCUGUUGAAAGCAGACCUUUGCAAGAUGCUACUGCGUGUUCUGCUCCCUUGCGUGUUUACUAUAAUUGGUAUUAUUAUUAUUCUUUGUACUGUUUUCAUGAUUAUAUUACUGAUAUUCUUCUUACACUGCGCGAGUGGUGCGGGUGGGACGAAUGGGGCGAGUCGGGCGAGUGGGACGGGCCGGGUUAAUUUCCCCCUCUGCGGUUUCCAUGGAAAGAGAGUGAACUCCUGCCCCACUUGCCCCACUCGCUCCACUCGGUUCCGGACAGGCAAGUGGGGCAAGUGA